GUCGUUACAAGGUUAGCUUCAAGUAGGCAUUAAAGUUUUCGCGAUAAUGGUUAUCACCGAAACAUAUAAUCCAUAAAUACGCAUUGUAUUAGCUUUUAUCACUGGUGAUAAUAGCAGUCACUGAUUACGAGAAUUCGCAUUUUAAUUUUGUUAAUUAAGUGAAGUGACAUCAUGCGAAGAGGAAAUUUUGAUGGUUGAAGAGUCAGAGGUGAUAAUCGAGUGGAGUUUGAUUAAAUUGAUAUUCGACACAGGAUCCAGUAAUCCGCACAUCCACAUUGCAUCACCGUGAAAUGUAAUUUCCGCCGAUCCUCAGCCGCUCACACGAUGGACUCCAGCAGCAGUUCGAGCAUCGAGAAGUGCAAUUGCGACAAGUCCGAGCCGUCGCAGGAGAGCGACAGCAGCAACUCCGAGUGCUCGUCGCCGCCGAAGGACAAGAGAAUCAAAAUCAGCCUGACCUCGUUGGGCCUGAACCUGCGACGAGGCCGAUCAAAACGCAACAAGAAGUCGAAUCAAAACGCUCCGUCCACGUCCGGCGCCGGCUCGAGCAAGGAGAUCACGAAGAAGUCGCCGAAAUGGGGCAUCAAGUUCAACUGCGCCAAGAAGGAGCCGAAGGUGGCCUUCGUCGAGGAGAACACGUGCUGCAAGUGCACGUGUUACAAGAGGACGGAGGAGCACGAGGCCGGCCCCGGGACGGUCUUCACGGCCGAGGAGAAAAUCAACGAUGUUCCUACGGAGAGCCCGAACGAGGGGGAGUUCAGCGAGAGCAGGGAGGUGGAGAACCAGGUUAACGAGAGCGAAGAGGGGGAGGGGGUUCGCGGGAUCUACGGGAUUUCGAGGAACUCGAGCUGUUUGUGUAUUGGUCCAUGGGACAUGCAUUGGAUCCGUACCGUGCACGAAGACUGUGAUGAAGCCGCUAGGUUAGCGCGAGCCCGCGAGAUCGAGCAAGGAGUCGAGGCCCCCGCGAACUUCCGACCCGUGCGGAGAGUCCAACUGCUGUGCUCGGACAUGGACUCGGAGGGAAGCCAAGUGCCGAGGAGGCUGCAGCUGGUCUGCCCUCCGGACCUCACGGUGGACUCCCUGAGGGCGCUCUUCCAGAACCACGUGACGCUGAGGUCGUGCCCCCUGGACACGAUCGCCGGCUGCCACACGCAGGUGGACUUCAUACACUGUCUAGUACCUGAUCUCCUGGAGAUUACGAAGUGCAGCUUCUAUUGGGGCAAAAUGGACCGCUACGAAGCCGAACGUCUCCUCGACGGCAAACCCGAAGGCACUUUUCUGCUCAGAGAUUCAGCCCAAGAGGAAUUUCUGUUCAGUGUGUCAUUUCGAAAAUACGGUCGUUCCUUGCACGCAAGAAUAGAACAGUGGAAUCAUAAAUUUAGUUUCGAUUCGCACGACCCUGGUGUAUACACGUCGGAUACAGUUUGUGGCCUUAUCGAACACUAUAAAGAUCCGAGUAGUUGCAUGUUUUUCGAGCCUAUGCUAACCUGGCCUUUACAUAGGAACUCUACAUUUUCGUUGCAGCAUUUGUGUAGGGCUGUAAUCGUGAAUCGUCUGACCUACGACAACAUUAAUCUCCUGCAGUUGCCUAAAACGCUGAAGAGCUAUCUCAAAGAGUAUCACUAUAGACAGAAAGUGAGAGUGGAGAGGUUUGACGACGACAUGCAGUGGCUCGACUUGAGGAAAGUAGCGCCGUAAUGUAUUUUUUUUUUUUUUUAACUGAAAUGUAUUGUGCAAUAGUUGGAACAUUAUGCAUUUUCUGUCAGUUUGAAUUUGAAAAAAAACUUAAUUGUUUCGCUUGUAACUGUUUUAACAACCUAACAAACUAGUAUAGCUAGUGACAUAUCAGUAGAGACUAUUUUAUUGUUGAAAGUGUGCUACCGGUUUAUUAGCCCUCUGUCAAAAUUAAGUCACGAUUGGCUCUCAACUUACUUAAGUACUUAACGGUGACACUUUUUUUGUGACAGAGGGCUAUAGCUUUCUCGCAGGCUGUGGUUUUAUAUUCAAAACAUACGUGUAUUAUCUGUGUAAAAUUAUAUUCGCGGGUCCAGUUUUAUUUAAUUCGCUUUACGUCAAGAGUGCUGGAUUCCGGACGAGGAAUUGAACGUAAUUGGCUAAAAACGUACCUGUCUUUGAAGUAGAGUGUUUUAUUUUGAGACCAGUAAAUUGCAUAAUGUUUAGCAGUAGUUACAAAAAUACAUACCUUGGUCCUGAGGACUGUAAAAUCAUAUACAGUAUUACUGUUUGUAUUUCAAUUAAGCAAAUACAGGGUGUCUUUCGUUUCAAAGAACUUGUUUACCAUUCCGUACAAAUUAAGUUAAAGUGUAAAUUUACAUUUGGUUAAAUUUUAAAACUGUUACAAGUUGUACGUUGAACGUAUAAAUCGUACAAAAAUUUAAACACUACAUUAUUUUAGCUUUAUGCCACCACAUUUUCAUUUUUAAUGCAAAAAAUCUUAAUUUUCAUUGGCCAUGUAAACACUAUUAAUUAGUGGGACACUCUGUAUUUUUGUGUAUAUCUGUAGCAUUUUCGCAAUACUCUAAAUCUAAACAUAGUCGCCUUUCACGCAUUUCGUUCAAAGUAUACAUAUUUAGGUAGUUCAAAUGUCAUUAAAUAAACCAUUUCAGUUACUGUUUGACCAAAAUUGUGGAUGAGAACGUACAAGUGAAGCCUGUUCCCGUUUUGGGACUGCAGAUUUUCGGUAGUUGUGUCUGUGGGUGGUUCAUACUUGCAGAAAAAAUACUCACUUUUGAUUUUUAAUAACAUUACGAAUUUGCUAGUCAUGAACAGUUACAGCCAAGCAAUGCUGCAAUUGUUGGAUGUAUUUUCCUUAUGUGUGCCCGUUUGCAAAGCAAAGUAUUACCAGGCACUAAAAUGUCUAUCAGCUGUCUUCUUGGCUGUUACGAUUAAGUGUAAGCUAACAGUGUUAGAUGUAAGGAGUUAUUACAAGGUGCCAAAUUGUUUUGUCUGGAUGCACAGAUUGUUUGCAAUAGUUUGGCUACGUGGAGUGGCCGUUUUUACAUUUUGUAACGUGAAAUAUAUAUUUUGACUAAGUAAUGUUGUAAUAUUGAUGUAGCAGUUAGCAAUGAAAGAUCGUAUUUUAAAUAUCGAAUAGCAAAUUUAGUUAAUAGCUUUUUAGGUAAUUAUUUUUAAAAGUAUAUUUUUAAUAUGAAGCAUUACUUUCAAUGAAAGUUUCUAAUGCUUGUAAUUGUUAAUAAAGUGGUAUUAUGAUGUUUGAAUAAUGUAAAAUAAUGUAUUAAAAACGAAAAUGUGAUUAUAAAAUAUGUUUAUUUAAAA
This is a messenger RNA of Zophobas morio, 3294 nucleotides long. It is a transcript of the gene Socs36E, whose product is annotated as suppressor of cytokine signaling 5. Gene Ontology annotation, molecular function: 1-phosphatidylinositol-3-kinase regulator activity. Lineage: Eukaryota; Metazoa; Arthropoda; Insecta; Coleoptera; Tenebrionidae. Gene Ontology annotation, cellular component: phosphatidylinositol 3-kinase complex. The record is from RefSeq and is a predicted model, not a curated record. Gene Ontology annotation, biological process: phosphatidylinositol phosphate biosynthetic process; intracellular signal transduction. The coding region runs from base 325 to 1695 and encodes 456 amino acids. The transcript is spliced from 4 exons.